Molecule: messenger RNA, 5294 nt
Organism: Cephus cinctus (wheat stem sawfly)
Lineage: Eukaryota; Metazoa; Arthropoda; Insecta; Hymenoptera; Cephidae
Gene: Neurl4
Product: neuralized-like protein 4
Exons: 17
Coding region: 30-5294 (1754 amino acids)
Molecular function (GO): ubiquitin protein ligase activity
Source: RefSeq, a predicted model, not a curated record
UUGGCGGGAGUGGGGUUGCGUAUACACAAAUGGCCGAAAUGUUUCAUCGAAGAUGUGGAGAUCGUGUUAAUUUGAUAAACAACAAUUGCACGGCAGUGCGAAAUUUUUCGGAAUAUAAUUAUGGUCUGGUAUUGAGUGCUGAGCCGCUUAAGGAUGACGAGCUAUUUGAAAUCCGCAUCGACAAGAAGAUGAUAUCAUGGAGUGGCAGUAUAGAAAUUGGAGUAACAUCAUGCGAUCCAGAGAGUAUGGAACUGCCAGCCUGUGCUACCAAGCUUCGUCAUGGAUCAUGGAUUAUGUCAGGCUUGGGUAUUGUACAUGAUGGGCAGCCAAUUCUUGAAAUUUAUGGCACUGAUCUUGAUACUUUGGAAGAAGGAGACACCCUUGGAGUAAUGCGAUCAUCUAACGAUGAACUAAUAUUCUAUGUAAAUGGUACGUCUCAAGGGAUAGCUGCAACAAAUAUCCCUUCACGCGUAUUUGCUGUUAUUGACAUGUACGGCAAUUGCGUUCAAGUAACAAUUACUCAUCCUCGACCAGCGCUUGGAUCCAGUGAGCCAAAAGAAGAACCAGAAAUUAACAACGAUUAUCCAUUGGGGGAAGCAUCAAGUUCCUCUACAACAAACAUUGUUGCCAAUCUGAAUGUCAAUCUAAAUGUUAAUGUUAAUGUUGAUGUAAACGUAAAUCUUCGUAAGAAUCCAAGUCUUGCAGCUAUAAGAGAAGAUCGCCUGAGGUUUCAUGAAAGAGUUGGUUCCUUGGUGAAAUUAUCUAACAAUGCCAGAACAGCAGAAAGACAGAGGCCUCUUGAUGAGUUUAAUAAUGGAGUAGUAAUGACCCACAGGCCACUAAGAGAUAAUGAACUUUUCGAGAUUCGAAUAGACAGAUUAGUUGAUAAAUGGUCUGGCAGUAUAGAAGUUGGAGUUACAACUCAUAGUCCUACCGCAUUAGACUUCCCAGCAACAAUGACUAACAUGCGUUCCGGUACUACAAUGAUGUCUGGUUGUGGUAUUUUAACAAAUGGGAAAGGUACACAACGCGAGUAUGGUGAAUUUAAUUUGGAUGAACUUAGGGAGGGUGAUAGGGUUGGAAUGAUAAGAAGGGGCAAUGGAAAUCUUCAUUAUCUCAUAAAUGGUUUAGAUCAAGGAAUUGCUGCAAAGGUUCCCGCUGGUAUAUGGGGCGUUAUAGAUCUGUAUGGAAUGACUGUGAAAGUAACUAUUGUCGAUCGCGAUGAAAGAGAAGAACAGAAUUUGGUUACUCGACGAAAUACAUUGCAUCUUCAAGGAUUAAAUGGCGAAGAACCAGGAGAGGAUGAACCACUUGAUAGACUGAUGUUUCAUAUGUGUUGUGGGACACAUGCGGAUGUUAUUAAUAACGGAAGGACUGCACACAGGCCUAAUGCCAUGGAUGAUUUUAAUAAUGGAGUGGUCCUAACUUCCAGACCGCUAAGACCAAAUGAAUUGUUUGAAGUAAAAUUAGAUAAAAUUGUAACAAAAUGGGCAGGCUCUAUAGAGAUUGGAGUAACUACACAUUCCCCGACCGAAUUAGAAUUUCCUUUCACAAUGACCAACGUUCGAACUGGCACAUGGAUGAUGACUGGCAAUGGCGUGAUGCAUAAUGGAACAACAAUGAUCGAUCAAUACGGUCAAAAUCUUGAUCGUCUGCAAGUUGGCGAUCGUGUUGGAGUGAUGAGAAAAGAUAAUGCAACACUGCACUUUUAUGUUAAUGGAGCGGAUCAGGGAGCUGCCGCGAUGAACGUCCCUGAGAAGGUUUACGGCGUCAUUGAUUUAUAUGGACAAGCUGCUCAGGCAACUAUUGUAGAUGUUACUGACUUUUACAGUCCGACUACUAACAAUUCUAGCUUUAGUAAUACAACUUUAUACAGUGAUCUACGAUUUCAUCAUGUUCAUGGUAAAAAUGCAAGAAUUACAAAUAAUGGUUUGACAGCAUCCAGACCUCGGGCGUUAGGCGAAUUUAAUGAAGCUAUUGUAGUCGCCAACAGAGCUUUAAGAGAUGGCGAAAUGUUUGAAGUGUCUAUCGAUAAAAUGGUCAACCGAUGGUCCGGUGCCAUUGAAGCAGGAGUUACAGCUAUAAGGCCAGACGAAUUGGAAUUUCCUUCCACGAUGACUGAUAUAGAUCACGAUACUUGGAUGUUGUCUGGAUCUACUGUUAUGCGUGACGGCGUGACUGUUCGAAAUAAUUAUUCUUGUGAUUUGGAUAAACUUAUGGAAGGAAAUCGAAUCGGUAUGAUGAGACAUCCAGAUACCAGCUUACAUUAUUAUUUAGACGGUGUAGACCAGGGUGUUGCCUGCACAGGAUUGCCGUUACACGUGUAUCCUGUGAUUGACUUAUAUGGUCAAUGUGCUCAAGUAACCAUUGUUCUUCCCGAACGUAGAGACACUAUGACCCAACAAUACUUGCCGUCAGAAAAUAGCACAAGCCAACAACCUACGUCCGUAAUACAACCCCAAGCUCAAGCUGAAAUAACUCAUAAAUUUCAUGAGUCUGUGGGAGUAAAUAUUCAAUUAAAUUUUGAACGCAUUGUUGCGACACGUUGUAGAGAAUAUGACAAUGCCGUAUUGUUGAGUGAAUGUGCUUUGGAAAAUAAUGAAAUUUUUGAGAUUGCAAUUCAAGAAGUAGCCCGCGAAUGGAGUGGAUCUCUUAGAAUAGGUGUUGUAAGUUAUGAAGAUGGAAAUUGGUUGACUUCUAUGAAUCUCGUACCCGCAAUGACGUCGAUACUAGCUGAUGCUUGGUAUUUAAUAGGAAACGAAGUAAGACAUAAAGGAUACGUACUUUGCCUAAAUUAUUGUCCAAGUUUGGACUGGCUUCGUGUCGGGGAUAAAAUCGGAAUGAAACGUACUCAUGACGGACAUUUGAAAUUCUAUGUAAAUGGAGAAGAUAUGGGAGUAGCAGCUUCUAAUGUUCCCGAGAUGGUCUAUGCGAUAAUUGAAUUAUUUGGAAGCACGCUAGCAGUGAGCAUUACUAGUAGCAAACAACAGAACGCUAUAAUUUCACCAAAUGCCAGUUUACGAUUACAAGAUUCCUUAGAGUUACUGUUGGAUCCAAUGCCUCCAACUAUAAGAAAUGACGCUGGUAUGGAUACAUCUAUUGAUGUAUCUGAAGCUAAAUUGUUAAAUGAAAUGGCGCUCACCCCUACACAGCCUAUCAUUAAUUCUACUGGAGAAUUUGAUUGGAAUUACGAAUUUCAUGAGAAUCAUGGAAGAAAUGUGGAAGUAGAAAGAAAGACAAUUGCUAGAAGAGUUGCAAGUUAUAAUCAAGGUGUAGUGAUGACUAGUCGCCCAUUGAUAAAGGGUAAAUUAUUCCAAGUGAAAGUGGAAAAAAUAAAUGAUCGCUGGGUAUCCGGUAUGCUGUGCGGAGUAACAUGUAUUUCUCCAGAAAAAGCUAGCUUCCCUCUGACAGCUCUCGGAUUUAAAAAGCAUUCAUGGAUCAUUUGUGGUGAUUGGAUUUCUCAUAAUGGUACUAAGGUUAAAACGAGGUAUGGAGCAAAUUUGGAAAAUCUUCAAAAUGGAUUUAUUGUGGGUUUGCUGGUCGAUGAAGACUCUAGGUUGCACUUAUACAUAAACGGUUCGGAUCAGGGUAUAGCUGCAACAGAUUUGCCACCGUAUGUGUAUGCAGUAAUUGAUUUGUAUGGGCAGUGCGAGCAAAUCUCCAUUUUUGGGUCUUUAGCAGAACCAUCGUACACGAGUAACGAUACACACAACAUGGCUAUUGCAGCCUCUGUAGAGAGUACAGGUAUUGAGUGCGAGGACGUUGAAAAUUCGAGAGAAAAGGCUGAUCUCGAGUGCCACGAGAAGGAAAAUGCAGUGCCGGCCACACCGUCGAACUUAUCUUUAAACAUCCCAAGUCAGAGUGACGCAAGUGCCAGUGAUAGCGCCCAUGUGAAUUGUAUUGGACCGUACCCGUCGCAGAGCAAUAACAUCACAAAUAUUAAUAAUAUUAUACAAAACAAAGCAAUGUCGAGCAGCGUACAUUCGGACAGUAAUAAUUCGGACACGGGCUCGGAAUUAAGCAACGACGCGCGAAGCAAUUUGUCAGAGAAUAGUAAAAUCAAGAAUCAUGGCGACAAUGCAAACAACACAAAUGAUUACAAUGCAAUAUCGAAUAAUCAAUCGGAGAAUAAUACGAAUGAGUUGAACAAUGAUGUUGAGAAUCAUGGUAUAGCGAGUGUUCUAGGUAUGAGAAGUGAAUGUACAAAUGUAGAAAUAAAUAAUGCAACGAAUAUUAAUAUUAAAAAUGGCACAGCUGCCAAUACUAGUAAUAUGUCGACGUUAAAUACGGCCAUUAAUUCAACAAACGCUAAUAACGCGAUAAACGAGAGUAUUGCGUCGAAUAGUCAAACUAAUAAUAUGGCAACCUCCCAGCAGAAUAAUAUCUCAAACAAUAUUCUCACCACAUCUCAAAAUAAUACUACACCCUGCCAAAAUGUCAUACCGAAUUUGCAAAACAAUGUCACGUCCGGUUCAGUAAACAACGUUUCAUCUAGCACUCAAGAGAUACAUUCGAAUGUAAUUCGACAAGCUCAAAUACCAAAUAACUGUCUGACGAAUUCAAUAGUUACAAGUCAUACUGCACUGCAGAAUUCGUCCUUGAUGCCAUCAAUACAAGUUACUUCUCUGCCGUCCACUCCACUCGCCACCUUAGUUACGCCUACCAAGAAAUGUGAAUAUAUGAAAGCUUGUGUACGAUUAAAAAAGUCUCUCGUCUUGCCUGAUGAAUUCUUCUCGCCCGAGGAAAUUGUUUGCUACUGUUGUUCCUGUCAUAAAGUCGAUGGCGAUACUGCAAUUUGUCGAAAAGGCGAGCCCCCUGCAGAAUUUGCCAUUCCUGUAGGUUGGGCUAGGUUUCCUUUGAAGCAAAGCAUUAAUGUCACUCAGGUCCCGCAAACUACAUUGGAUAAGUGGCAUGUGGCUUUCUAUGGAACGCGGUUGGACGCUAUUCGAUGGAUCCUAGAUAGAGGAGAACUGUUGACCAAGGAACAGUUACAUAUGAGUACAUUGACAACAGGUAUUAAUAGUGAGGAUGUGAAUCCACAAGUGGUAUUUUCACCAAACAUUAAGUACGCAGCAUCCGAGGAAUUCACGACAAGAUAUCCAUACAUUGACACCCAAUCCAAUAAAAAACUUAAUGCCUCAACAGCAUUCCAAUUAUUAGUAAGACCUGGAUCAUAUACAAUGAGUCCUGGUAAAGAAAGUACAGAUCAACAGUCAGAAUGUACUGAAUGGGCUACCAAGGAAGCUGGAGCUACAGUGAUCGUAGCACUUCUAAUUCACCUGGAUGGUUUCUAA